Messenger RNA from Calliphora vicina (urban bluebottle blowfly), 3589 nucleotides. It is a transcript of the gene qless, whose product is annotated as decaprenyl diphosphate synthase subunit 1 qless. The transcript has 8 exons. Gene Ontology annotation, molecular function: prenyltransferase activity. Gene Ontology annotation, biological process: ubiquinone biosynthetic process; isoprenoid biosynthetic process. Gene Ontology annotation, cellular component: transferase complex; mitochondrion. Bases 1171 to 2583 code for a protein of 470 amino acids. Lineage: Eukaryota; Metazoa; Arthropoda; Insecta; Diptera; Calliphoridae. The record is from RefSeq and is a predicted model, not a curated record.
UUACGUCAAAAAUGUCAAAAACCAAAAGAAAUUCUUAAAAGUUCCUAUUAUUAAGCAACAUCUUUGAUAACAAAUAAAAUUUAUUGAAAAUAUAGAUAAAUAAAAGAAAUUAACAAGACAUAAAUGAAAUAAAUAAAGAAAUGGUGAAAUAAUUGAAAAAUACAAAGUGUGGAGCAGAACAUGUUUAACAACAAGCGGAGUGAUUACGAUUGAGGUGAUUGAUUAACUUUGGACCAAGGUGAAACGAAACUGUUGCUUAACCCCCUCUAAAUGAUCAAAGGUGCUUAACUACUAAGAAGUUUUGAUAAUCAAAUAAAGUUUUCUUUGGCAUUCAGUUGAAACGUAUGCAUAUUCAACACGUCAAGUUCAAAUUCAUAAAAAUCCAAAGAAAUCCAACUCAGAUGUAAAAGCCGGAGAGAGCAUGUGUGCAUGUAAACUCACCACAAAUUAAGCUACUCUUUUUGGGAACGAAAAAUUGCCAAAAACGAAACAUAGGCGCAGGCGCCUCUGCUACGAAACAAGUUUAGCUAGUGUAUAACCCGCAUGAGUGUAGCUCUAAAGUCAAGCUUAACAGUCAACAUAACAGACGUCGUAUCUACCAACCAACCUACCAAAUAGCAAGCUAGCCAGUCAGUCAGCCAGACAAGCAACCAACUAUUUUAUUAAACUGAAGCUCUUAGGCACUUGCAGCUUAAAACAAAAAAACACUUUGCUGAAGCUGUUGGAGCCAAACGCAACGCUCGAUUUUGUUGUCUUUAAGCCGUCCUUAGUCGUGUAACAAUACAAUAAAAAAAAUAUUUUAAAAAAAUAGACAAACGUUCAUUUUCAGACGUUAUGGUCAAAUACUUUUUUCGAUAUAAAAAAAGUUAUAACAAGUACCAAAUUAAAGAAAUAAAACGAAAAUUUCAUUUAAAAAAAGUGCAAGUGUAAUAAAACUUAAAUUAUUUUAGCUUUUUUAAAAUUUAAAAUAUUUAAAAGUAAAUCCAUAAAAAUUAACAUCCUACAAAUGAAGUCGUAACAGUUUUAAAAUAAAAAAAAAAUAAUUUUAAAAUUAAAAAAAUAGAAAAGAGUUAAAAAUUUAAAUAAGUUGUAAAAAAGCUUAAAACCGUGUAACGUUCUAAUAGUUUUUUUUUUGUAUACGUAAACCAAUUUAAAAUAAAAAUCUAAAAAAUGGCAUGUUUAAGUACUUCCGGUCGCCAAGGACUGUUCGUGGCAGUCGGAUCGCGUCGUUAUCACAAUCAUCGUUUUGUAUGUCAACUUAUGUUGCAGCAGCAACAACAAGAAAACAAUCAUCGAAAAAAUUUAGGUGGAUCUAUGGCAAAUACUAAAUGCUCCACUGCUACGACGACUUCAAGGUUGUUGAGCUGCACCACUUCCGCUUCCCUGUCUAAUGCACCGUUACAUUUUCAACAGCCUAAACGUUAUUUUCAUGGAUUUAACAAAAAUACUACGACAGCAGCAACAAGUGUUUUCAAUUUAAUGCAUAAUUGUCCGACAGCCACCUCAAACUCUAAAUCGAAAUGCUCAAAUAUGAAAACAAACUGCCGUCAUUACAGUUCAGUUCAUACACAACAGCCGGCUGGUCCUGUACGUGAGAUCCAAAUAGAUCCCUACAUAAUACUGGAUGAUGAACUUAAAUAUUUUUAUGAUGAUGUUAGAGAUUUACUUGCACAAGGUACAAGUCAAGCUGAACUUGAUAAAAUCGCCACAUACUAUUUCGAUGGCCAGGGCAAGGCCUUAAGGCCCAUGGUUACAAUGCUUAUGUCCAAAGCUAUAAAUUAUCACUUAAACAAAGAAUCAAGACAAUUGCUGCAUAAACAACGACAAAUCGCUUUGUUUUCUGAAAUGGUGCAUUCGGCCAGUUUGGUACAUGAUGAUGUUAUUGAUCAGUCUGAUUUUCGUCGUGGCAAACCAAGUGUGAAUGUAUUAUGGAAUCAUAAAAAGGUUACAAUGGCUGGUGAUUAUAUUUUAUCGGUGGCUUCCAUAAUGAUUGCCCGUCUGAAAAGUGACGAUGUAACAAUCGUUUUGAGUCAAAUUUUAACUGAUUUGGUACAAGGUGAAUUUAUGCAGCUGGGUUCAAGGGAAACUGAAAAUGAACGUUUUGCCCACUAUUUAACAAAAACAUACAGGAAGACGGCUUCACUGAUAGCCAAUACAUUGAAAGCGACAGCGGUUAUUGCUGAAGCUGAUGAAAAUGUAACCGAACUUGCUUUCCAAUAUGGCCGUAAUAUUGGUUUAGCUUUUCAAUUAGUCGAUGACAUGCUGGACUUUGUUUCCUCCACAGAGACCAUGGGCAAGCCAACAGCAGCCGAUUUGAAAUUGGGUCUUGCAACGGCGCCCGUUUUGUUUGCCUGCGAAAAGUAUCCCGAGCUGAAUCCCAUGAUCAUGCGCAGAUUUGGUGAACCCGGUGAUGUAGAACGUGCCUUUGAAUUAGUACACAAAUCUCAUGGUUUGGAACAAACACGCUUUUUAGCCAAGAAACAUUGUAUUGAAGCGAUACGAUUGGCCCAAGAUAUGACAGAGUCACCCUAUCAGAAGGGUCUUCAGGUGGUUGCAGAUUUAGUCAUAAAUCGCAUGAAAUAAUAUUUUUCAAAGCGUUUAAACUUAUAAAAUAAUACUAAUUAUGUUUUUUUUUUUUAAUAUAAUAUAAAAUUGAGAACUUAUUUUUGGCCACACAAAAAUACUUAAUAAUUACAAAUUUAUUAAUAAUAAUUUAUAAACUCCUUUUUUAUAUACACCACACACACCACAAACACACACACACAUGAUUGUAAAGAAUAGCCAACAAAUUUGAGAAAAAAAUAUCUAAAAAAAAUUUAAAUAAAACAAAAAUCAUAAAUAAUGAAUCUAGUUAAUAAGUCUUGUUGACAUUGUAAAUAAUUUAUAAAAAGAAACAUAUAAAAUGAUGUAUAAAAUCUAAAGAAAAACAAAUCUUUGAUAAGACAAAAAACAAACAAAUUAUAUACAAUUAUUAUACAUUGUACAUACAGUGAAACACAAAACAAAACAAAUUUUAUAUGUACAUAAUAUACAAACAUAUUUAAAAAUACAUACAUAAUAAUAUACACAAAAUGAACAAAUAUUUACAAUAAAACAAUGUUUUCUUUUUUGUGAAAAAAAUCUACAAAAAAUAAAAAUAAAAGUAGUCAAUUUUUAAAGCCCAGUGUCCAGAAAUUUCACUCACAAUAACCGAAUUAACCACUCACCCUACUACACAGUCAUAUUAUCACAUCCCCCAACUUAAAUAAAACAUAAAAACCACUUGUUCAUUUUUCUUUUGUGUUCUUUUUUUGAUAAGAAAAUUUGAAAAUAAUAAAAAAAAACUUAUUAUUGAUUGUUGUUAAUAAAGUAAAUUAUACAUUAAAUAAAAUAAAAUAAAUAAGAUUAUACAAUUCAAUAAAUUGAAAAGAUUUUUAAACAUUUUGUUAAAGUUGUAUGGAUGUACUACGUACGUAAUUUUAUAGUCAAUAUUUCUAAUUUGUUGCUCUUAAAACAUUAUUGUUUAAUAUUUGCAAUUUAUUUUGUUUAAUUUUUUUUUUUGCAAUACAUUUUUAAAUAAAUUAUUUAAAUUUUAUUAUUUUUAUUUGAA